GCACGUCCUGUUUUAAAUGCCAUAGAACCUACAUACAUAAAAAUAGAUUCCCAAUAGAAGCAAUGCCGUACCUUAGAAUGAAUUCAGAGGUACCGCCCGUACAGUCGCUCGCUGUCGCCUCUGAAUCCAUACGUGUGGGCCGCAUGCGUUCGAAUGCCACAAACAUCAUUGAUCAUGGCAUAAGGCCGAAGUUAUCGAAGCUACCGAUUGGCCAGAAUAUGAACAGAACCAAAUACAGGCUGACAGAGGAUGACAAAACCAUGUGGGUGACCACCGCCACAGAGGUAAUUGGAGUGCAAAAGAAAUACAUACAACAAAUGGGCAUGGAUAUGGAUAAUUAUUUUAAUCCCCAGUUUCCCGACAAACAGAAACAUAUUAAAACCGUUGGGCAGUUAGAUAAAAAAGUAUCGAAGCCGCCAAAACUUGCCACAAUACCUGAAGAACCAGAAGCGGAACAGGCUUGUGCCCUUGAGUUGCUGCAAUCUGCGGAUUUUAUCAAUGCUGUGGAGCUGCAAAGCGGCGCUCAAGCCGCCAAUGCUGUCAGGGAGUGUCUGAUGAAUCGUCAAAGCGAGGCCGAUAGCAGCAAAUGGUGUCGAAAGAGCCUGCGACGGCUGCAGGAAGUCACAGGACCAGACACUGUUACGCCCAUCGAUAAUGCCCAGGCUUUGCAUCGUGUUCGAUCAUCUGUGGGUGGCAGCCAUUUCUUUAAAUCUAAGAAAGAAAUUGGUGCUCUUAACAACAAGAAAAAGCCAUUUUCACCCAAAGAGCAAUUGCGGAAAGAAAAUGCUGUAGGCAUGGAGACAAUUAUGAACGAUGGGAAAAUGUCUCUGUCCACAUGCGAUGCUAUAAAAGAUUUAAAUGCGAUGAAGGACACCCAGUCGAAAAGCUCAAGUUCAACUGAAUAUUCAAACGAUAUUUCAGUUAUAUAUGAAAAUGAUGAUUUUAAGCUGAGUACGGAAACCACAACGUCUCAAUCCGAUGGAUAUUUUGCCAUAGAAAAGAAGAAGAAAUGCCGCAAGAAGCAAUACAAGAGCCGUUCAAAGUUCAGGGAAAAUGCUAAUAUUGAACCAAAGAUAGUUACAGGGGGGGACUACUCGGUGACUACCCAAUCAACAACUGAUACCGAAAAAUCACAUGCCAACGAUUUAAACAACAAGAAAAAUAUGUUGAAGCCUUUAAAAAUAAUGCAGAAUAUUUUGUUUGGGCAAGGCGAUGACUCCUUGGACACUCCAACUAAACCUAAAGACAACGGCGCGGAGCAGAUCGAAGCUUCAUUGCAGUUUGCAGAUCGCUCCAAAAGCAAUGAUAAAUUCAAUUGCCUAAAGCUAUUCCAGUCAAAGCGCACCGUCAGCUAUCUAGUUUGGGCUCCAACAAUAUGUGUGCUAGCCAUUUUGUUUCUGGCAUUGGCGCUGUGUGUGCGCUUCAUAUUUGUGGAGCCGGAUCCACCAUAUUGGCAAAAGCUGCUAAAAUUUAUUUACCAAAAGUUAAUGAAAAUCUAAGUUAACAUAUAUAUUUUUUAUUAGAUCCAAAAAUAUAUUUAUUUACUUCAACCAAAACAAACACCAAGAGACACCAAACCAAAACAAAGCAACCCUUGACUUUGGUGUUAAAUAUUCACCAACCAAAAAUCAUUACCGAUAAAAUUACCGCCCAACUGCAUGGCUCAGUUAAUUCUAGGCCACAUAUAGCGAGCGAUAAUAUUACAUAUGUGCACCGAGACAUCACGCGACAAAGUGCACGAAAAAUAAGUGAGAAAACGAAAGUAUAAAGUGAAGUACUACAACAUUUGCGAGGCAACAAAACUAGCGACAAUACCCGAAGAUACAGAAGUGCUGCCAACGCGCAAUAGAUCUGCGAUGAACCCAACAAAUGGGCAAUAUCUCAGUGCCAACGAUGCACGUUUAAAGUUAAAGAAAAAAUCAAAGAUGAACACUACAGAUGAAAACAAUCCAAGCGCUGCCAACGAUGCACGUUUAAAGCUCAAGAAAAAAUCAAAGAUGGAGCCUACAGAUGAAAACAAUCCAAGCGCUGCCAAAACAGCCAAAGAUGCGCGUUUAAAGCUUAAGAAAAAUUCAAAAAUCAAACGGCAGAUCCAGCAAAAUUCAAAGAUGCAUCCGCAGAUCAAGCCAAUUUCAAAGAUCCAAUGGGUUUCCAUUGUGCGGCAUCCGAGACCAAAGUUUGCUCUAAUCUUAGAAAAACCAGAAAAAGAAAAAGCUUUGUGCGGCGAAUUGUUAGUUAAUGCUGCCAUUCCAGCUCCAAAAAGAUAUAAAUUAAUGAGUAGAAACCAUGCAAAGCACGGCCUAACCCGAAAGGACAAGCUAAUGACUGUGUUGGGUGCAGUUUUAUUCAUCUUAUGGGUACUAUUUAUGAGCUGCUGGACGCCGAAGCCACCAAGUCAAAACUUUUGGUAACCAUUCUGGACAUAUUUAUUCAACAAAAUAUUUAUUUAUAUUUUAUAUUUAGUUUAUAUUUUGUUAGAUUAAAUGUUGUUGUGCAAA
This is a messenger RNA of Drosophila obscura, 2498 nucleotides long. RefSeq lists its product as uncharacterized. Bases 63 to 1499 code for a protein of 478 amino acids. The record is from RefSeq and is a predicted model, not a curated record. NCBI's taxonomy places the organism in Eukaryota, Metazoa, Arthropoda, Insecta, Diptera, Drosophilidae. The transcript has 6 exons.